Molecule: messenger RNA, 946 nt
Organism: Drosophila nasuta
Lineage: Eukaryota; Metazoa; Arthropoda; Insecta; Diptera; Drosophilidae
Product: histone-lysine N-methyltransferase SETMAR-like
Exons: 5
Coding region: 196-852 (218 amino acids)
Biological process (GO): double-strand break repair via nonhomologous end joining; DNA double-strand break processing; replication fork processing
Cellular component (GO): condensed chromosome; nucleus; site of double-strand break
Molecular function (GO): histone H3K36 methyltransferase activity; histone H3K4 methyltransferase activity; double-stranded DNA binding
Source: RefSeq, a predicted model, not a curated record
UAUAAGGUUGGCAAAAAAGUCUUGCGGUAUUUCCGAUAGGUGUCUUUGCAAGCGCGUAGUUCUAGUUCUAUUCUUCGCAUCGGUUCAUGCUAUACCUUUUUGGAAAGGUCUUUUCACGCGCUAUCACGUGUUUGUUUUUGUUGUUUUUUUUGAGUCGUUCGUGAGUUAUAGCUUCGAGAAGCUAUAGAUUAUAGCAUGGAGAAAAAUAAAGAGAAAAUACCACAUAUUUUACAGUACUACUACGAUAAAGGCAAAAAUGCAAUUCAUGCUGCCAAUAAAAUUUGUGCAGUUUAUGGACCCGAUACAGUUUCCAUUUCCACCGCACGACGAUGGUUUCAAAGUUUGCGUUCUGGUGCAGAGGUGGUCGAAGAUGAGCCACCGUCCGGAAGGCCUGUCGUCAAAAAUUGCGAUAAAUUAGCUGAAUUGAUCAAAAGAGAUAGGCAUAGUAGCAUCGGCCAAGAUCUGGGCAUGAGUCAUCAAACCGUUAUAAACCAUUUGAAGAAACUUGGAUUCACAAAAAAGUUCGAUGUAUGGGUGCCACACGACUUGACUUAUAUAAUUCCUCUACUCCCUCGGUCACUGGACUGUAACUGGCGCAGCCGAGCUUCGAACAAGGGAUUGACCAUGCCCACUACGCUUACCAUUCUAAUUUCCUUGAAGGCUGAGGUAUACCUGCCACAACCUUUAGUAUGGACCCUAGGAAGUCUAUGCUUCUCGCGACCCUGUGGUGCGUACCCAAGGCCUCUAGCAAGUCCUGCAGAUGCACUGUAUCUACGACCAGGAGCUUCUUCAUGUUCGCGGAAUGUUUUACAAAAGCAUACUCUUCCCAAACCAGGACUUGUCCAUCUAUGAUGGGGAUGUAUUUGACGUGCGAGUAGUUGGUGAUGUGCGCCGAAGCCAGCGACAAAGACAAAGAGGUUACCCAGCACCAAAUGGAAGAUUGAAG